AUGCCUUGGGGCCUGAUCCUGCUUGCAGCGAUUUGCUUUCCAAGCCUCACAGCACUUGGAUUCGCGGUCCUCGUACACUGUCGAAGCAUUGACGAGAUCCAUCAACAGGUUCGCAACUUCAAGAUUGAGGGCUCUCUUUGUGGCUGCUGUGAGAUAAACCAUGUAUCGCGGACCGGUGAGCAAAUAGCUUGUGACCGUGAAGUCAUUUGUCGUUGUAUCGUGGCUUGGUUCGGAUCACUGGAAAGGUUCGAGGACCAUGUGCGCGACAAGGUCCGCGCGAUUUUGGUUCAGCAGUUGACGCGGGAUGCCUUCUCCUACUGGCACUUGGCGCAGAUGGGCAGCCCGAUCAUGUUUGCACACCUUGACAUCAUCUCCAGCCGUGCAA
Messenger RNA from Symbiodinium pilosum, 385 nucleotides. The record is from the annotation of a GenBank genome assembly. Lineage: Eukaryota; Dinophyceae; Suessiales; Symbiodiniaceae.